UUUGCUACGGGUAGCAGGCGACACGUGUGUUGCUGCCAAAGAAGCAUUAAGUUGAUCGUAUUCUUACGAUGCUGAAUUGCAUUUGUUGUGUAUUUGUAGUAAAGUAAGUACGACACGCCAUAAAUAUAUUGGUACGUUUAUUUGGCAAACUACGGGGAGACUGACUCUAAUCAGCUAGCGGCUAAGUUAGCACACAGCUACUGUGAAGCAGGCACUUUUUGAGUGUUCCAUCAUGGCUGAUGCGUUCAGUAGCAGCUCAGAAAACGUAAUUCAGCGUGUGGUAGAAGUUACGGUGAAGACAAGCACUCCUGUGGAGAAACUGGACGAGUUGUAUCAGAUCAAGGAGACUUGCGACUUCAUCCGUGAGCAUCAGUUCAAAAAGGUUGCUCUGCAGUUUCCUGACGAGCUGUUAGUGGAUUCAGUUGCGAUUGCGGAGGAGAUUGAGAGAAACAGUGGUGCCAAGUCGUAUAUUUUGGGAGAUACAUCCUAUGGCAGCUGCUGUGUGGACGAGGUAGCUGCGGAGCACGUUGGAGCUGACUUCAUCGUCCACUACGGCAGCGCUUGCCUCAGUCCGUCCAAACGUCUGCCUUUGAAGUACAUCUUUGAGAGGCGCCCUGUGGACGUGGAGAAGUGUGCCUCCUCCUUCAGAGAACUCUACCCCGACACACAGAGUCACAUCAUCGUCCUCUAUGACGUCAACUACGUUCAUGCUAUUGAUGACCUCCUGACAGUUUUAUCUCCGGAGUAUCCAAACCUUGUCGCCUCAGAGCUUGUUGUCGAAGGGGAGCAGUGUUACAGUCAUGGCCGGGUUAAAAAGCGUCUCUCUGAGGAAGACAGCAGCAACGUUAUCCGUCAGCUGGGAAGACAGAUCUCCUUGAAAAGUGGUUCAAGUAUAACGGAUUACAACAUGUUCUAUGUAGGCCAGGAAGGAGCAACCCUGCGAAACUUCAUGAUGACGUGGAAUCGCUGCUCGUUUUGCUCUUUUGACCCCGUGACAAUGAAGGGCAGGGCCGAGUCAGUGAGCAUCAACCGUGCGCUCAUGAAGAGAUAUUACGCCAUAGAAAGGGCCAAGGACGCCCGAGUGGUUGGCAUCCUGGUCGGCACCCUGGGGGUGGCCGACUACCUCACCAUCAUCGAGCAGUUGAAGGAGACGAUACGCAGAGCUGGCAAGAAGAGCUACAUGUUCGCCAUGGGGAAACUGAACGUACCCAAGCUGGCAAACUUUCUGGAAAUCGACAUCUUUGUGUUAAUUGCUUGUCCCGAGAACUCGCUUCUGGAUUCGAGCGAGUUCUAUAAGCCUGUCGUGACUCCGUUUGAGAUGGAGGUGGCCUGCAACAAGAAGAGGGAGUGGUCGGAGGAGUACGUCACAGACUUUCGAUGUCUGCUUCCAGGUGGAGGGAGUCACGUGCCUUUGGCUGAUCAGCAGCAGGGGGAGGAGGAGGAUGAUGGCACUGACGUUUCAUUAAUCACCGGAGCUCUGCGGAGCCAUAAUCUGCUGAACAGUGAGCCUGUAGAGUCAGCGUAUGGAUCCUCCGUGGUCCUGAGGAACCAGACGAUGACUGUAGCCAACACAAACUCGGCUGCAUCUUUUCUGGCAGGUCGAAGCUGGCGUGGCUUAGAGCCCAAGUUGGGGGAGACACCUGUGGUAAAGGCAGUAGAGGGAAGGAGAGGUAUAGCUAUAGCCUACGAAGAGGAGGGAACCGCUUCAUAAUAAUUUACCACCACAACAACGUCCUCAACACAUUAUUUAUUAAUUAACAAAUGCACCAAAUGUAUAGUAUACAACUUGUAAUCACUGGAAACUGUAAGUAUGUAUGAUUAUGGUUUUCAUUAAACAUGUUUUAUUUUGUAAAUCA
Messenger RNA from Mugil cephalus (flathead mullet), 1856 nucleotides. RefSeq names its product diphthamide biosynthesis 2 (gene dph2). The transcript has 7 exons. NCBI's taxonomy places the organism in Eukaryota, Metazoa, Chordata, Actinopteri, Mugiliformes, Mugilidae. The record is from RefSeq and is a predicted model, not a curated record. Gene Ontology annotation, molecular function: 2-(3-amino-3-carboxypropyl)histidine synthase activity. The coding region runs from base 233 to 1711 and encodes 492 amino acids. Gene Ontology annotation, biological process: protein histidyl modification to diphthamide.